AUGGGAGUGGGCGCGUCGUGCACUGCCGCUCCGCCCGGGGUGGAGCAGUUCUGCUCAGUGCUCGGCUGUACUGGAUGUAUGCGGAUUAGGAAGAAGCAGGACACGAUGAGACCCAGAGCAUCCUCCAUCCAGCAGGCCAUCUUCAACCACCACCACCAGCAGAGCAAGCCGAUAACCAGACAACCAUCCACCCAGCUACAGCAACAACAAGAACAACAACAAGAACAACAAGAACCAGAACCAGAGAACGAGGCAGACGCACUAGACCUGCUCAGCAUACUCGACCCUGCUGUCAAUGCCGCCUCAACACUCACGCACAUCAGAAACUGUCUCUUCAUCCCACCCAUGAUCAACCAUCUCGGAACACCCACCAUCCAGCUCGACGGCGACGACCAGCUCACCCACUCCGAACUAGACUCACACCUCAUCUCCAUCCUCAACCAUCCCCGCCCCAACUCCAGGCGCAUCCAGCAGAUCAAAAGACUCCUCAAAGGACUCAAGGCCUUCAUCUCCACACCCAUCGGAAUCAUCUUCACCAUCUACGGCUUCCUCGUCGUCUUCUGGGGCGCCGCUUUGGUACUCAUCCUUCUUGGCUGGCUCAAAAUCACCCCGCAGGAGAACUACAGGAUCUGGGUAGAGAUCUGCAGCCAAGUCCUCAACGGAUUAUUCACCAUCCCAGGAAUCGGGCUGUUUCCGAGCAGGAUCAUCGACUGUUGGAAUAUCGGGGUGAUUGUGCAUUAUGCACGGGUGAUCUGGAAGCGCAAAGGAAAGCGCAACCUGGACGACCCCAACGACCUCAUCCCGCCCGAGCCGCCCCGCUCGCCCCGCCUCCUCCCGCCCCCGCCCUCCUCGGCAGACCCGAACUACUUCCACAACGGCCCCAGACACGCGGCGGCCCAGGAAGAGAAGAAGAGCGGCGCUGAGGAGGCCCAGAUCGGCCCCGAGACAGAGGCCGGACCCGGGGACGUGAUCGUCGUCCACGACCAAGAACACGCACACCAGCACGAGCAUGAAGAGGAGCAGGAGGGGCUCACAGACGUAUGGAAAGACGAGCAAGAGAUCGUCCUCAACCAGCGCGAGAUGACCCGACUACGGCGCGCCCAAGAAGCGCUCUGCCGCUCACAGACGUGGUACCGGCCGCACUCCUCGGCGACCCACUACGCGUUCCCCGUCCCCAUAGCUCUCAUCAUCGUCCUCCUCAACCUCGGAAACUCGCUCUUCCAGGCCGCCCUGUGCGCCGUCAUGUGGGGCUUGCGGUACAGCACCCGGCCCGCCUGGACGACCGCGACGUUCAUGGCCCUCUCGUUCUCCUGCGGCAUCUCAAGCGGGAUCUUGGUCUGGCGGACCGGUGCACGGACGUCGAAGCGUGCGAAAGUGGCCGACGACGUCGCCCGGAUGAUCGACCCCUCGUCGACGACGAAGCUCGAGCCGCUCGAGCCGUCCGCGGCAGAAGCAGCGGGAGCGGAUGCGGCGGGCGUGAGAGGAGUGGCCCGCGCACGCCCCGCCGUCCACCACCACCUCUUCCAGACCCAACCCACCGCCUUGCCCGGAUCAACAGCACAGCCUCCCCGUCGGCCGCCCGUCACCGGCCUCCACGUCCGCCCCGCUUCUCCCCCCCACUCCCGCCAUCACCCUCCGAGUGACUCGUCCUCCCCUUCCUCAUCGUCCUCGUCCUCUAACCGCUCACACUCUCUUAUUCGCGAGCCUAACGAUAGCCACAUCGUCGCCCCUUACUCCUUCUGA
Messenger RNA from Puccinia triticina, 1743 nucleotides. RefSeq lists its product as uncharacterized. The transcript has 7 exons. NCBI's taxonomy places the organism in Eukaryota, Fungi, Basidiomycota, Pucciniomycetes, Pucciniales, Pucciniaceae. The record is from RefSeq and is a predicted model, not a curated record. The coding region runs from base 1 to 1743 and encodes 580 amino acids.